AUGGUAGUGCCUGAGGGUGAGAGAGGUGAGCCAUUAGUAGAUUCUCGGAAGGCCGAGUAUAGAGAGAUGCAGAGGAAUUACAAAGUGUUAGAGGUUGUGGCUGAUCAGGUUCUGGCCUUGCCUCAUACACCAAAGAUGGGCUCAAGCAAUCAAGCAUCACCUUCAGGGUCUGUAGGUAUAACCGUGGCUUCAGCUUCAGAGGGAGUGGAUAUACGGGUUGGUGUCCCUUUAUCUAGGCGCAAUAUACUUACAAAGGUGAAGCUAGUAGAGCUUCGGACAAAGUUUAGUGUUCCUCCUUCGGUGGGCUUGAGGUUACCCGGUGCUGCUGAUGUGGUUAGAUAUCCUCCAGAGGGAUGCGUGUUGAUAUUUACCGAUAUGUACCAGCAUGGUUUCAGACUACUGUUUCAUCCUUGGGUACAGAUAAUGUUGGCCAAGCUGGGAUAUGUGCCGAGGCAAUAUAAUCCAAACUUUUGGAUUCUUCUGCAUGAGGUUUACAUUGCUUAG
This is a messenger RNA of Prunus armeniaca (apricot), 504 nucleotides long. Lineage: Eukaryota; Viridiplantae; Streptophyta; Magnoliopsida; Rosales; Rosaceae. The record is from the annotation of a GenBank genome assembly.